CAACAAAUUGUGGAAUAUUUCUUUUAUAUAUUAAAAUCAUAUGAAAUAACGUUACAAGAUGGGUAAAGGUUUCAACAAUUAUAUGUGUAAGAAGUUCUUUCAUCCCGCCUCAAGAGAUAAUCUUAAGCGGGUGUGGAUGGCAGAACAGCAAGCUGAGGCGUAUAAGAAGAAACAGGAGGAGUUGCGCACACAAUAUGAGAAGGAACAGAAUCUGCAUGAAAACAAGGCGAUGCUCAGCAAGGAUAGCAAGGACAAGCUGAGCGUUAACUUCAUGUACGAGCCUCCGCCAGGUGUGCGCAAGGAGCGUGAAAAGGACGACAAUGAACCGGAAUACAAGUUUGAGUGGCAGCGCAAAUACAAUGCGCCACGUGAGUCGUACUGCAAGGGUGACACCGAAAUACGGGAUCAGCCCUUUGGUAUUCAAGUGCGUAACGUACGCUGUCUCAAGUGCCACAAAUGGGGGCACAUCAACACGGAUAAAGAGUGUAGCAUGUACAGCAUAUCGAUGAGUGAGGCACGCAAACUGCACUCCGAGUCGGAGGCGAACGAUAUUAUGUCCAAGAAUGUACUUGAGGAGCAAAUGAAGGAGGAUGGUUUGAUGAUGAAGCAUUCGGCAUUGGAACUGCAGAGCAUUAAGGAUGUGCAGCAGCGCCAUCAGCUAGUUCCCAGCGACGAGGAGGAUGAAGCAACACGCGCCGCCAGGCAACAGAAUCCAGAGCUCCUAUUCCUUAAAUCGCUGAGCAAAAAGCAAAAAUUAAAAUUGUUGAAAAAACUAGAAAAAAUUGAGCGUAUGAAACGCAAAGGUGAAAAAAAAUCACUCAAGUCCAGCAGAAAAAAGUCGAAAAAGGACAGCAAAAAGAAGAAGAGCAAGAGCAAGAGCAAGACUACAGGGAGUAGCUCAUCUUCUUCAUCAUCUUCCGAUUCAGAGAGCGACUCAGCUGACCAAAAACACCGCCACAAAAACAAUCAAAAGAUCAGAGAGAGAUCCCGUUCACGCAGUAAGCUGAGAGAAAAUAGAGAGCAUCACAUUGGUGAACGCCACCAAUCACACAGCCGAAAUGGUCACACAAAUGGCUUCCAAGCCGCUGCUGAGGAGCGGCACAGCAGACACAGAGAUAAUAAUCACCGUAGCAGUGGACAUCGCGAAAGAUCCCGCAGCGCUCACAGAGAGGAGAGAGCAAGACAAAGGCGUCAGCGUUCGGACAGUGGCGAUAAUCGAAGAGAACGCGAACGAGGACGGCAGGCGGAACACAGAAAACGCGACAGAUAUUGACAUUAUGAGCAUUUACAGUUUUAUAUUUGAAACGCCACUAAGGCCCACCAAUAUAACCGUUUUAUUACAACUCACAGUGAAGAAGUGGUUUUCCUUGGGCACAAUUUGUUUGUAUAUUAAUAGCACCAACAAUCGUUAAUAAUGCAGCAGGC
Molecule: messenger RNA, 1425 nt
Organism: Drosophila hydei
Lineage: Eukaryota; Metazoa; Arthropoda; Insecta; Diptera; Drosophilidae
Product: corepressor interacting with RBPJ 1
Exons: 2
Coding region: 59-1273 (404 amino acids)
Biological process (GO): negative regulation of DNA-templated transcription
Cellular component (GO): nucleus
Molecular function (GO): transcription corepressor activity
Source: RefSeq, a predicted model, not a curated record